GGGGGUAGAGCCGCAAUGGCGGUCGGCGGCGGCGGCGCUCGGAGGGACUCAGGCAGAGCGGCUGCGAAACCGGCCGCCCCGCUCCCUCUGUCAGACAUCGCAACCUCUGCCUCUCCAAAGCAAGCGCCAUCUUGGCUCGGGGAGAGGAGCGGCGCGGCGAGGCAGAAGCAGGGGCGAGCCGAGUACCUUCAGAAGGCCCAAAUUCUCCCAUACGUGAGCAACUUUCUAUGGCAGCAGACUUACUUCAGAGUGAGAAUGGGAGCGGUCCAGAGCUGGCAAAGCCUCUCCAUUUCCAGUACCUGGAGCGUGCACUACGACUUGACCCCUUCCUGCGCCAGGCUGCAAGUGUCUUCAACAGACCUAUUUCCAGUGACGAGAGUGAUGAUGGGCUUGAGGAGGCUCCCUCACUGUCUAAAAUGGGCUCUGGGAAUCUUCUGAACUGCAUUAAGAAGGAGCCCAUUGAUGAGGAUCUGGGAGAGCAACCAGAAGUCGGGCACAGCAGAACACUGACGGCUCCACCCUCGCUAAAUGGUGCCUUUCAUCCAGCAGAACUCAAAGUUGAUAAGGGAAACGUAUACAAUUUCAGCAAACUGAAGAAAAGCAGGAAAUGGCUGAAGAGCAUUCUCUUGAGUAAUGAGACAUCGGACUCCAACACAGAUGAUGACGAAACAGAGGGGGAGUUUAUGCUCACCAAGGAGGAGUUGCAUGAUAUGCUGCGUCUGCACAAGUACAGGAAGCUGCAUCAGAGCAAAGUGCACAAUGAUAGAGAGCUCCAACAAUACCAGUACUACAGCACUGGCUUACUGUCCACACAUGACCAUUUCUACGAACAGCAACGCCAUGUCCUAGGCCCGAGCAGGAAAAAGAAGAAAGAGGAGAAAAAAAUGAAGGCCAAAUUGAAGAAAGUGAAGAAGAGGAGAAAGCGUGAGGAGGAACUCUCGUCCGGAGAAUCCCCACGGAGGACCGAGAUGAAAAUAUUCGCCAAGUUCUCGCAUGAUGCUCCUCCUCUAGGUUCAAAGAAAAAGCACCUGAAUUUAGAGCAAUUGAAUGCACGGAGACGCAAGGUUUGGCUCAGUAUUGCCAAAAAGGAGGUUCCCAAGGUCUACAAGCAGAAGUCCUCUGCACGCAACAUGAUCCUCACCAACACCAAGAAGCUGGCUCACCAGUGUAUGCGAGAGGUGCGGAGGGCUGCUAUCCAAGCGCAGAAAAACUGUAAAGAAACGCUGCCUCGGGCCCGAAGACUAACCAAAGAGAUGCUGUUGUACUGGAAAAAGUAUGAUAAAGUGGAGAAGGAGCAUAGAAAACGGGCAGAGAAAGAGGCUCUGGAACAGCGGAAACUUGAUGAAGAGAUGCGUGAGGCGAAGAGACAGCAGCGGAAGUUGAACUUCCUAAUCACCCAAACCGAGCUGUAUGCACACUUUAUGAGCCGGAAGAGAGCUUCUGGGAAUGAUGCGCUGCAGGAGGAAAUCUUGAUGAAGCUGGAUGACAGUGUGAUUUACAGACAGAUUGACAUUGGAGGAGGAGUGAUGGUUAACGUCAGUCAGGAGGAUUAUGAUAGUGAAUACUAUAAAGCACAGGCACUGAAGAAUGCAGAGGAUGCCUUUCGAGUGCAGCAAGCCAAAACUCGAUUGUUCGAUGAAGAAGCAAAGGAGAGCCGCAUGGCAGCACUGCGGGCAGCCAAUGAAUCUGGGACUGGUUUUGGGGAGAGUUACAGCUUGGCUAAUCCUUCCAUUCGAGCUGGCGAAGACAUUCCACAACCUUCCAUGUUCAAUGGCAAACUCAAGGCCUACCAACUGAAGGGCAUGAAUUGGCUUGCUAACCUCUAUGAACAGGGUAUCAAUGGGAUUCUGGCUGAUGAAAUGGGGCUCGGUAAGACGGUGCAGAGCAUUGCUUUCUUGGCACAUUUGGCUGAGAGAGAAAACAUCUGGGGUCCAUUCUUAAUCAUCUCUCCUGCCUCCACACUUAACAACUGGCAUCAGGAAUUCUCCAGAUUUGUGUCUCGAUUCAAGGUUUUGCCUUACUGGGGGAACCCUCAUGACAGAAAGGUGAUCAGGAAGUUCUGGAGCCAGAAAACACUGUACACCCAGAAUGCUCCGUUCCAUGUGGUGAUAACCAGUUACCAACUGGUAGUUCAGGAUGUGAAAUACUUUCAGCGGGUAAAGUGGCAGUACAUGGUGCUGGACGAGGCCCAGGCACUCAAAAGCAGUUCCAGUGUUCGUUGGAAGAUUUUGCUGCAGUUUCAGUGCCGGAACCGGUUGCUACUGACAGGGACCCCCAUUCAGAACACUAUGGCAGAGCUAUGGGCACUGCUACACUUCAUCAUGCCAACACUCUUUGAUUCUCAUGAUGAAUUCAACGAAUGGUUUUCCAAAGAUAUCGAAAGCCAUGCUGAGAACAAAUCUGCCAUCGAUGAGAAUCAGCUGUCACGUCUUCACAUGAUUCUCAAGCCUUUCAUGUUGAGGAGGAUCAAAAAGGAUGUGGAAAAUGAGCUCUCUGAUAAGAUCGAGAUCCUGAUGUACUGCCAGCUGAAAAGCAGGCAGAAGAUGCUGUACCAGGCUUUGAAGAACAAAAUCUCCAUUGAAGACUUGCUCCAGUCAUCCAUGGGAACCACUCAGCAGGCCCAGAACACCACCAGCAGCCUCAUGAACCUCGUCAUGCAGUUCCGCAAGGUCUGUAACCAUCCGGAACUGUUUGAGCGCCAAGAGACUAAAUCACCUUUCCAUAUGUCUCUGAAACCAUAUAACAUUCCCAAACUUAUUUAUAGGGAUGGACAGAUCAAUAACUUCAAUCAUUGUCGCAACAGGUGGUUACGAGUCAUUCUGUCCCCCUUCUCCCCAGCCCACAUCCAUCAGUCUCUCUUCCAUAGAAAAGGUAAUGAUAAAGGAAGCUGCUUUUCUUUUCUGCGAUUCAUAGAUAUGUCGCCCUCUGAAAUGUCAAACGUGAUGCUUCAAGGGAUGCUUGCAAGGUGGUUAGCUCUUUUUUUAUCACAGAAAGCUUCCUACAGGCUUCACCAUGCACGCAAUUGGAGAGGGAGUGAGGUGAAGCGGCAACACCUGUACAGCACGGAUCUGAUCAUGUGGGUGGAUUCCUGCAUGUCUUUCCCCAACAUUCACAGCAGCAAAUGUUUCCAGGACCUUUGUUUUACUGGCUAUUGCAAAGCAGUAAUCAGCCACACACAGCACCUUGUCCAUCGACGAAAAUUGGCUACCUCAUCCAUCCGCCACAGUCAGCCCACAGAAAUGCCAGCCUUUCUUUACAACAGCAUACCCAAGGUGACUGCUGUUCCACGUGAUAGCUACUGUUGUGAUCGGAGUGCAGAGUACGAGCGUCGAUUAAUGAGGGAAGGGGGUCACCUCACCGCCAAGCAGUGCCUCUUGUAUGGAACUCCAGAGCUAGCUCUUCAUUGGAGAAAUCGGCUGUCCUUCUUCUUCCUUGAAAAUCCUGGGGGCUUGUUAGCUGUUCAGUCCAGACAUGGCUGGUCUUUCAUUAGGAUCCCUGACAAAGAAAGCCUGAUUACAGACAGCGGCAAGCUGCACACACUUGACAUCCUCCUGACACGCCUAAAAACCCAGGGUCAUCGUGUGCUCAUUUACUCCCAGAUGACACGCAUGAUCGAUCUGCUGGAGGAGUACAUGGUCUUCAGACAGCACACUUACAUGAGACUGGAUGGUUCCUCAAAAAUAUCUGAGAGACGGGACAUGGUGGCAGACUUCCAGAGCAGAACAGAUAUCUUUGUGUUCCUUCUCAGCACCAGAGCUGGUGGCCUUGGCAUCAACUUGACAGCUGCUGAUACGGUUAUAUUUUAUGACAAUGACUGGAACCCCACUGUAGAUCAGCAAGCAAUGGAUCGAGCUCAUCGGCUGGGACAGACCAAGCAAGUAACCGUGUAUCGACUCAUCUGCAAGGGAACGAUAGAAGAGCGAAUCCUGCAGCGUGCUAAGGAGAAGAGUGAGAUUCAACGAAUGGUUAUUUCUGGAGGAAACUUCAAACCCGACACACUCAAACCAAAGGAGGUGGUCAGCUUGCUGUUGGAUGAUGAGGAGCUAGAGAAGAAAUUGCGCCUGCGACAGGAAGAGAAACGAAUACAAGAAGAAUCAAACAAAGUGAAAGAUCGAAAAAGGAAACGAGAAAAAUAUGCAGAAAAGAAAAAGAAGGAGGAUGGUGAGAGCACUGUAAAGAGGAGGAAAGAGGGGUGGACUAUGUUGACACCAUCAUUAGCAUCUGCUGAUAACUCCAAUAUGUCUUCAGGAAACCUGUCAGCAGAUGGGGAGGAAUCUUUCAUCAGCGUGGACUCAGCGAUGCCCAGCCCUUACAGUGAGAUUUCCAUGAGCAGUGAGCAGCACACCGGAUCUAUUGCACCUGAUGAAAGCAGCAGUGACCUUGUGAUCGUGGACGACCCAACAUCAGCAUCGCAAUCAAGAGCGACCAAUUCCCCAGUCUCCAUUGCAGGCUCAACUUCAGACCAUGUGAAUGGUGUUUCGCAAGACAAGUCUGGUAUUAACAUGGGCCCUUCAGGGAGGGGCAGGGGCCGUCCAAAAGGAUCUGGAAGUACAUCAAAAGGUUCAGGGAAAAAUCGAGGGCGCAAGUCCACUGCUGGCAGUGCUGCAGCGAUGGCGGGAGCCAGGGCAGGUGCAGCAGCAGCUUCAGCUGCUGCAUACGCUGCAUACGGGUACAAUGUGUCCAAAGGAAUGGCAGGAAGUGGCCCUGGGCAGUCACCCCUCUCCCGGCCAACCAGUGCCGCCACCUUCGGAAUGAUGAGCACCUCACCCUUGAGCUCUCCUCACAGCCUGUCAAACAGUGUCCCAGGAACACCACAGACCCCGACGGACACCAGCACGCCUUCUCCGUCCCCCAGCAAGAAGGCCAGCAGAGGCCUGGUUCAGCCCCCAACUGUUGGGGGCCGGUAACCAUGAACAGUACUGGUGUGGGUGGGGGGGAGGAAUGACUACAGUGAAUGGGUGGAGAGGGUAGGUGAAUUGCAAGACUUUCGUGUUUAAGGGUUUAAGAGUUUGUUUAAAAAGCCUAAUAAGUGAAAUCAUGGAGAAGCCUUUUCCCUCUUAAUGAUGUGUACAUAAUGUUUACCAGGAGAGCACAGAAUCCUUGUUUGUUUCUUUUUGAAUGUGCUAUUUUUUUAUAGAUGAACUUGUAAAUAUGUACAAAAAAAUAAGAAAAAUCAAACAGAAACUGCUAUCUUUUACUAACCCGACAGAGACUGGUGAGAAUCCAGCCACGUGAUGAAUAGUAAUUUUAUGGAGAGAUUGUAUGUGUGUGAAUUUUUACUAGUUUCCAGUGCUGAGAGGUAAACAUUCUGAAGUCCUUGUGUUUUAAUUUGCAGAGGCGGAAGCUAUUUCCCCUUGAGAACAGAAGCAGCAUUCAGCUUCCCGCACCCUCCUCCAUACCUCCUCCUUCCUCAUACCACUGUAACAUUUGCAUCAGUCAGCUGCUGGUGACUGCAAGUGGCACCUGCUCAAUAGCUGUGCUGCCCCGGACUGGCCGGGAGAAGUCUCCAAGUGCAAGUCCGAGUCUGCUGAGUUUUGGCAGUCAUUGCACAUCAAGGCUUGUGAACUGCAGCAUCCACUCCGUGUUCUCACUCCCAUUAAUGCUGGUUUAAAGACCCUGGGAAUCAGUUAGUACUAAAAAGUAGAACUUACUGUUGGAAAUUCUCAGUCGUCCUAUCAGUCAAUAGGAGGAAGAGGGCAGGUAAUAUCUCCUUUCUGUGAGAUACUGACAGACCCACUGCGAAUUUCCGGCUCUCUUUCAGACAAAAUACAAAGCGUGCCAUGUAGCAACCUCAUUGAAAACUUCCAGCAGUGCCUUUGAGGCAGUGACUGGUCCAGGAUUCACCUCGUGUAGCACUGGGUUAUUGCUGUGUUACUGCAGGUAGCAGCAAACACCAAUACAUGGAGAUCACAAGACAAAGGAAGGGGGAUCUGCAAUAUCCAUAGGAAACACUUAGGAACCCCUGUUUCCAGUACAGGUAUUAGCAAUACACAACAUGACAACUGCUGGAUAUCUCGACCCCAAAUUAUAGGAUAUAAUGAUUCAGAAACACUCUGCAUAGGAUGGUAACUGUCUUGGUAAGCCUGAAAUGUGAAGAGUUUUUGUAAAGUUUUAAGGAAACAUUCCAUGGCCAAUGCAGUGCUGCUCCCUGACAUUCCAACAUGCUAUAUCAUGGACUUGGAUUGAUUUCUGCAGUUCAUCACACAAGUUCCCAAUUUCUCCUGCAUUGCCUUUAAGAGGAGGUGCUGAAAAGAGCCCAGAUGUGUAGAAACAGUACUUUGCCACUCCAUUAUAGUUCCAGUUGUGUAUAGACAGUGCUGUAUCAUUUCACUAAAGCUCCUUUGAAAUGCUAGCACCAGUGCAGAGGGAAUGGGCCCUGAUUUCCUUUAGAUCACUGCUGACUAUGCAGGAGCUGUGUCCCUUUUUCAACUUUCUCUAUUUUGAUUAUAGUUUGAUAUUUGGGAACUUUAUUAAUCUCAAGUUCCUUGCAGAACUAAAACUAGAUAAACAUGCUAGUCACUGCACUAGAAUAGUGAGUGUGGUCUAACUACAAGACUCCACCCUCUUGCCCCACGUUGCCCCCUCUUGCCCCACGUUGCCCCCUCUUGCCCCACGUUGCCCCCUCUUGCCCCACGUUGCCCCCUCUUGCCCCACAUU
Molecule: messenger RNA, 6657 nt
Organism: Carcharodon carcharias (great white shark)
Lineage: Eukaryota; Metazoa; Chordata; Chondrichthyes; Lamniformes; Lamnidae
Gene: ino80
Product: INO80 complex ATPase subunit
Exons: 36
Coding region: 228-4907 (1559 amino acids)
Biological process (GO): DNA-templated transcription; DNA repair; chromatin remodeling
Cellular component (GO): nucleus; Ino80 complex
Molecular function (GO): ATP-dependent chromatin remodeler activity; ATP binding; ATP hydrolysis activity
Source: RefSeq, a predicted model, not a curated record